Mucor velutinosus is the source of this 1203-nucleotide messenger RNA. It is a transcript of the gene taf6, whose product is annotated as histone H4-like TAF Taf6, SAGA complex subunit. The record is from RefSeq and is a predicted model, not a curated record. Gene Ontology annotation, molecular function: metal ion binding. The coding region runs from base 1 to 1203 and encodes 400 amino acids. The transcript is spliced from 2 exons. NCBI's taxonomy places the organism in Eukaryota, Fungi, Mucoromycota, Mucoromycetes, Mucorales, Mucoraceae.
AUGAGCUCACAGUCUACGAUAAUCACAGGACAAGUUCGCCUUCGACGCAAAUUAUGCAAAACACUCUUCUUUAUUGACAUUCAGCCCGACAAUGAACCCAAAUCUCAAGUUUUCUUUCGAACAGAUGACGGCAGUUUAGAUAUUGUUGAUUUUCAAGAAUCAUUUCGUGCUUGUCGACCAGGAUCUAUCAUUACGGUGCAAGUGUUUCCACCCAAUGAUCCGAGCGAGCAAGAAGGUAGAUCGCAUACUGUGUGGCAAUGCAGUCAUCCAGUCGACGUAGUGGUGCCUUAUACCAGCCGUAUUGCGUUCAUUCAGGAUCGAGCAUUAGGAGGCUCCUCUGUCCGUAGAGACAUAGUAGAGAUAAAAUCAGCAAAUAGACAUGAAUCAACGCCCUGCAAAUAUUGGAUCAACAAGAAUAAGUGCGAACGUGGAGAUGAUUGCCCAUUUCAGCAUCCCACCGCCGAAGUAUUUGAGAAAAUUCGAGUGGAAUGGUUAGAGGAGAGAGAAAAGAACCGUAAAAUGGCAACGCAUGAUCCAGAGGACCCUCAUACAUCGAAAAAACCACACGGUUUACGGGCGAUAAUAUUUGUCGAAUGGAUAAGACGAACAUUUGCAGAUCAGUUAAAGAAUGGCGGUGCUGUACUAGACGUAGCAGGAGGAAAAGGAGAAAUAUCCAUGGUGCUGAGCCGUGGAUUUGGUAUUCCCACUAUUGUAGUAGAGCCCAAAACUCGUAAACUCCCCAAUUAUUGGUUUACUCGCCUUCGUCGAUUGAUGUUGCGCUUCGAAGCAGGUCAUGAGCCAGACUGGAAAAGCAAAGAAGUGCAAUUGGCUUUGCAGCAUUGGCCGUGCGAUGUAGCCCCCACUUACCAACACACCAUGCUCAAUGAUCAAUUUUUGGAGGACCAUGUUGAAUUGCUCAAAACUGUGUCAUUAUUCGUUGGAUUGCAUUCGGAUCAGGCGACCAUACCCAUUGUCGAUGCAGCACUAAAAGCAGGCAAAGCAUUUGCAGUCGUGCCCUGCUGUGUGUUUAGUCAUGAUAACCGAUCUCGACAGUUACGAAAUGGGGAGCUGGUCACCACGACAGAGCAACAGAUACAAUAUAUACUAGAAAAAGAUACCCAUGGACAUGGAGGGCAGAUACAGACAGAUUACCUGGAUUUUGAAGGAAAGAACAGAGUGGUUUAUUGGAUCCCUGAUAAAUAA